UUAAUAAGAUAACAUUUUAUAUAAAAACUUUGAUACAGUACAAUAAAAACAAUUAGUCGCAGGACGAAAUACUCGGAAAGCCUAAUUGCAACAUGAAAUACUUCGCAGUCUUCGCCCUCAUUGCCGCGGCUUCGGCCGCCGUGCUGCCGCCCGCUGUGGUGGUCAACAACCCUGAGAUCCAGGAAAUCCUGGCCUCCAUCCAGAACCCGAGCACCGACCCCGCUACUGCCGCCGCUCUCGAGCAAAUGCUCCUCGAAGUCCUCGGCAUCGCCAAGCCUGAGCCCAUCCACGUUGGACCCGCUAUCGUUGACGAGUACGAGCCCAUCCACGUUGGACCCGCUAUUGUUGGCGAGCCCAUCCACGUCGGACCCGCUAUCAUCGAUGAAUACGAGCCCAUCCACAUUGGACCCGCAAUUGUUGAUGAACAGGAGGUUGCCCCAGUCAUCCCUGCUCCCUCUGCUCAACCCCCACUUGUUCAAAUCAUCUUGAAGAUCAACGCCCCUACCAACGUUCCUGGCUCCCCCGUUGUCGUAGAGACCAUCCCCCCUGCGCCCACUCCCGUGCAAGUUGUUGAGGAGGUCGCAGUCGCUGAGCCAGCCAUCGUUGGCCCACCCUCUCCCGUUGUCGUUCUUCCCGACACUCUUAACUAAGCAUAAACAAAACUGUGUUAAAAUACAAUACACAUACGACAUGCAAAAUACCAGAAUUUGUCAAAAACAUUUUGUUUUUUAAUGCAAUAAAGACGUUAUCAUAAAAAA
Papilio xuthus (Asian swallowtail) is the source of this 758-nucleotide messenger RNA. RefSeq names its product calphotin-like. NCBI's taxonomy places the organism in Eukaryota, Metazoa, Arthropoda, Insecta, Lepidoptera, Papilionidae. The coding region runs from base 93 to 650 and encodes 185 amino acids. The record is from RefSeq and is a predicted model, not a curated record. The transcript has 2 exons.